AUGGCGUACAGCCCACUCAAUAUCCCAGACAACCUCUACGUAGGAGGCCUCUGGGCGCUCCAGCGCUCCGAUCAGCUGUCGGAAAAGGGCAUCACGCACGUACUAUCCUUGUAUGGAUUCCCUCCCGGUUCUCUCAAAAACUUCAAGAAUGAGCCAUGGACCGAAUAUGGAAAGCAAUAUCAGCACCUCAGUAUCGAUAUUGACGACGUCGAAGAGACCGACAUUCUAAUCGAGUUUCCGAAAGCCGUCAAGUUCAUUGAGGGCGGCCUCACCAGCGUCAGUCAAACCGGCCAACCAGGUGCUGUUUUUGUCCACUGCGCUGCGGGGAAAUCUCGUUCAGUCUCUUGCAUUAUAGCCUUCAUGUUGUGGAAGUAUCCCAACAAGUUCGAUCCCUCCGCUGUAUCGGGUUCUCCCCAAGCACGGACAGAGACGGCCAAGGAAGCGGUCAACGCAGCUCUUACCCUUGUACGACAAACACGACCCAUGGCAGAGCCUAAUGAUGGCUUCAUGGAGCAACUGCGCAUGUGGUGGACAAUGGGGUGCCCGGAAGACGUGGAAGAACAACCAAUAUAUCAGCGCUGGGCGUAUCAGCGAGAAGUCAGCGAAAGUCUGGCUGUGGGACAGGCUCCCUCCCGACUCCGAUUCGAGGACGAACAGACCGGAAAGGUUGAGACGUCCGGAUCGAGCUUGCGCUGCAAGAAAUGCCGCCGUGUACUUGCGACCUCACAAUUUAUCGCCAAGCACAGACCUGGCGACGGCUCAACCAACUGCCAGCACUUUUUUAUCGAACCAUUGAGCUGGAUGCGCCCGGAAUUAGAACAAGGAACUCUCAAUGGUCGAUUGACUUGCCCCAAUGAUCGUUGCGGCGCCGCCGUUGGUCGCUACGAUUGGAAGGGGUUCAAGUGCACAUGCGGUGCCUGGCUUACGCCCGCAUUCUCGUUGCAGCGAGCUAGAGUUGACGAAGCUGCUGUAGCUGUGUCUGGUCCUGGUGGUAAUUUGGGUAUUCGACUUCCCCCUGGUUCUGGCCGCGGGAACCUCUAA
This is a messenger RNA of Cordyceps fumosorosea ARSEF 2679, 1041 nucleotides long. RefSeq names its product Tyrosine protein phosphatase, dual specificity, 12. The transcript has 2 exons. Gene Ontology annotation, cellular component: nucleus. Bases 1 to 1041 code for a protein of 346 amino acids. The record is from RefSeq and is a predicted model, not a curated record. Gene Ontology annotation, molecular function: protein tyrosine/serine/threonine phosphatase activity. NCBI's taxonomy places the organism in Eukaryota, Fungi, Ascomycota, Sordariomycetes, Hypocreales, Cordycipitaceae. Gene Ontology annotation, biological process: protein dephosphorylation.